AAUGUUACCUGCGCAAGAGUCGCAUUCCGUUUCCCACCUCCGCGCGUAUUCAUCGAGGCUGUUAAAGGCUUCGAUAUUCAAGUAUUUUUUAGAAAGUGACCUUAGUGCGUGUGUUUCGUUUUGAUACCGACAUGACAACCAACUAGUUGUUAAAAUGGCACAAUUGGCUUGCAUGCUCGCGAUGGCCGGUGCAGCGUCAGCGCAACUCACGCUUGAUGGCAUCCGUUGCGGGCAGCUCACUUGUCAGUUUGACGAAUAUUGCUCACCGGAAACCAAUAGAUGUGCACCAUGCGAAAUUGUUUGCAACAAAACGCACCACAACUCCGACUCUGGACUUUGCAUCAAGGAAUGUCAAGGAUACCUCCUGGAUUUGCGGUACAUGCGACGGAGUGAGACCGCCUCUCCACCUUCUGACAUGAACGGUGUGCAACGACAGGCGCAAACUGCUUUAAUUGUAAGCUGUGUUGCAUUGGCUAUGCUGCUGCUGGUUCUUAUUAUAAUUUGCCGAGGUCGUCUUUCGUGGAGACACAUAAAGCAAAAACUACAGCCUUCUAAGAAUCGCGUCAAGCAAUACCCAACUGACUUAACACACCAUAAUCCACACGCAGAAAUGCCGAAACCGAAACCAGACUUGAAAUUGGAAAUACGAAAUCCUGAGCCUCCGAAACGACAACCUUUGAACGUAAGAGACUUGGACGCUAGAACUCAGACCGAUAAGAGUCUGGGUGCUACGACUCCGAAGACCAUGAGUACAGCGGUGAGCAAUAGACACCCGGCGGAAGACACCACCCUUGACUUCUCGUACGAUAAUAUGGGCAUGAAUGUAACCCCACCCGAGCAAGCAGCGACCCACAAAUUCUGAAGACCGACCGUAAGCUUUGCUGAAUCUAUGGACAGAUUAUGAUGAGAGUCAGUGAAUUAUCUAGUUCGUGUGUAAUAGAUUUCAAAAAAGAAAUAAUUUUAGAAUCUCGGUAGUGACCUUGUAAUUAUCGAAUUACGAAACUCGUUGGAAAAAGCUCUUCGGUAAUUAUUUGUUUUGUGAGAUACUUUAUCUAAGUAAAUUUGAUUAGUCAUUUCGAUUUCAUCUGGAGUAUUGUAGAUGAAAUGUUUCUUAAGUAAUACCAAGAAUUAAUCAAAUCAGAUAGGAUUUUAAUGGCGUUUUUCAAGCUUCAGUUGCUUUCUCGGAAUUCUCCCUUUGAUUAUGGAUACAACUAAAGAUGUCUUUCUAAUUAAUAUUGAUUAUUUAAAAGGUACUUUUAUUUGAAGAUGAAAAUUACACCCGUACACUUACAACUUACUUACACUGACAAACGUAAAAAGGUAUUUAUUGUGAAUAUAUUCGGUAUAAAUUUAGGUUAUCGCGGUUCGCGUGAACAUAUAAUUUAAUCACAUUUCAAUUUAGCGAAUAAAGUUUACAAUGUUAACAAUAUGUGUCUAAUUUGCUAUGAAAUUGUAAACUAUUAUUGGUUUUGCACUCGUAAAUUAACUUUUUGGAAAUAGUAAUUAAGUAUUCAGAAAAACAAAAUUGCCGAUAUUGAUCGGCCAUUGUAUCUACAAUUGUAUAAUAAUAUAAUAAAUAACAUGUAACUUAAACAUUAUAUAUUAAAUCUUAUAUAAAAUAACAAUUUUGAUAAUUAUUAUGAUAUGUUUUACAUUUUGUACAUAAAAAAAUUAAAUCUUUCGAAUACAGUUUGAAGUAGAGCACAAAAAACUUUUUGACUAAAAUAAAGUAAACGCUAUUUGUUAGAAAGUAAGAAGUGCUUUAGGCAAAGCAGUGUAAAAAUAUGUUCCAAUCUAAUUAACUGAGAAUUUAAUCAAACCUUACACAAUUUAUUUUUAUUAUAAAUUAAGAAAAAAUAUUAGCAUUUUUAACAUAACAUCUCAUGAGUCUUACUCUUAUCGGUAAGAGUUUUUUAAUUAAAGUUAAUUCAAAUUAUGUAUAUAGAUUUGAAUAAAAUUCCUAUUUGAGUGGUGAAUCAAUUCAGAUUAACAACUUCAAUAGGAUAAUAAUUUCUUGUGUUAAUUAAACUAAAAUUAAGAUAAUUACAAUAAUAUUUGAAUGCUUGUAAUAUGCAGAAUUUCUAAUAUCGUGUAUUCGAACAGCAAUAAUUAUGUUACUUAUGCGUUCAAUGACGGGUGUUUUGGAUUUCGGAAAAUUGCCAGCGAAUUAAUUAAAUGAAACGAUCUGUUUAUUUAACUAAUAACCUAAUGUAAUCUAUUUCAACAUACAAAAAUAAACUCAUGAUAAAUGGGGAAUUAGUUAUUUGGUGUUUUCACGUCACCACUAUUAGGAACACAUUCCGCAUAUCGUUUUAAUUUGUAAUAAGUAUAUUUAGGCAUUACUACAUUGGCGUCAAAAUACAAGGAUUGAUUUAAAUAUUCAAAACAUUAGGCAAUUUUAAUUGAGUGUCUGCUCUAUGGUUUACGUUUUUAAUCUUAUUAGUUGUAAGUGAUAUUAUAGUAUUUUCUAUGAUAUGGAAAACUGGAAUAACCCGUGACAUAUGUUACGGAGGCGGUAACGUCGUACAGUAGAUUAUUUUUUCAUUUUCAAUAGUACUUUGUGUGUAAGUGUAAUCUUUUUAUUUAUUUUGUUUGUAUUUAUAUAUUGUAUUAAUAAUUUAUGUAAAACAUAAUGUUUUACAUAAUAAUGAGAUGUAUGUAACUACCUAAGUUUUAAUUUGUUUACAAUUGGUGUUUUUUCAUAGAAUAAUCCAUGGGUGUUUAAAAUUUUACUGUAGCUAGCAAACGUAUACUUCAACAGAAGUUUUGUUAUAAAAACGUAUCCAUAGAGUCAAUACUCAGCACUAUCUACUUAAGUCACAUAAUUUUCUAUGCUGUAAAAUAUUGUCGAGUUUGACACAAAUAUAAUAUAGAAGGAAACGGUAGAUUUUUAUUUGGGAGAAGUGUUGUCUUGUGUUGUCUAUGUCUUAUUUGUGCAUAUCUGUAUUCAUCUGAAACUUUGUAAAAUUGUUGUAUCAGAAUUUAUGUUCUUUUUAUUACUGUAAUACAAAAAAUUCAAAAAUAAAUACAAAUCGUAAAAUCCAUAAACGGAAACACUACAAAAAGUUGUUAGUUUUCACGUAUACCUUUCAUAAAUACCUGAAUAAAUUAUAUUUACAUUUUCGGUAAUAAAUCCGAUUUAUAUAUAACAUAUUGCAAUUGAUUUGUAUCGUUUCGUUGUUGUAUGAAGGUCUUGUCUUAGGGUAAGAGAAGUCGAGACUUACUGAGAACUAUGAAUUCCGUAUGUCAAGGAGUCAACGCGGUAAGUCUGGACUUUUAUCCUGAGGCUAAGUUACGUAGACAAAAGACUUUCACACAUGAGAAUCGUAUUUAAAGUUGUCUCCUGACAUUAGCCUCGUUGUGUAUAUGUAGUGAUGUCUUGUUGAAUGUGUGUGUAUGAAGAGUCAAAUUGGUUUACAUUCGGGCCGGGUUAAAAAUGUAAUUAUGUUAUGAUAUAAUCAAAAUAUUAUAAGAUACAUAGUUAUUUUAAGGUUCUAUAUAUUUUAAUGACGCAGUAUUUUUUAAAACAGAAAUUUAUUGAAGUCGUUGAUCACGAAUGUAUUUUAAUUUUGGUUCUAUUUUUUUAAAUAUAAUAUUAGUUAAAUUGGUUUUAUAUCAAUGAGAAAUUCGAUAGGUAAGAUUAUUAAAAUUCUUUUGAUAUAAUUGUAACAUCGAUUUGGCCCGAAUUUUGAUUUAUUUGCUUGAUAUAUGGUCUGUUAUACAACUAUAUUAUGUAUAGGUGUAUCAAUGUUAACUUAUCAUCAUAUUUUUAAAUUUGUCGGUUUAAGUUUUACUCUAAAAUUUAUAUCUACCCCUAUUUCUGAUUCAACUGGAGACAUGUUAUAACACUAUGUCAUCAAGCAAAUAAAUAUAUUUUCUUUAGUUAUAGUUUAUGAUCGCAUAAGUUUUAAUUAAUAUAUUUAACGGUUUUAAUACGAACCGUCCAUACGAAACAUUCCAAUAGUGUAAGUUCAAUGACAUUUUAUUAGCAUUCUAACUUUUUU
Pieris napi is the source of this 4004-nucleotide messenger RNA. RefSeq names its product protein grindelwald (gene grnd). The transcript is spliced from 5 exons. The record is from RefSeq and is a predicted model, not a curated record. Bases 155 to 862 code for a protein of 235 amino acids. NCBI's taxonomy places the organism in Eukaryota, Metazoa, Arthropoda, Insecta, Lepidoptera, Pieridae.